AUGACGGAGCUACAAUUGCAAAACAGGCUCCUCACGCCGUUUUUGCCGAAAACCGUGCCGCCGAUUCCAGAGGAAAAUGAGCGGCCGGAAUACCCCACAACCCUCAAUCCGUUGUCGUACCUCUUUUUCUGGUGGUUGCACCCGGUUAUGAGGGUCGGCUAUAAGCGGACGCUAGAGCCGGCCGACAUGUUCACGCUCAACGAGGAUAUCAAGGUGGAGACUUUGACAAGGCGAUUCCAGGGCAUUUUCAAGCGCCGUUUGGAUACCGCUCAACAUCAGCACGUGCUUGCCAAAAUCAAACAGCGAAGCGAAACCUCGGAAACGUCGUCUGUUUCGUUUGCCGAGGAUGUGCGGGAUCUCGAGUUGCUGAAGCACUUCCUCACCGUGGCGCUUUUCCUCACCUUCAAGUGGCAGUAUUCGCUAGCAUGCAUAUUCUUGGUGUUGGCCAGUGUGGGCCUGUCCACCGCGCCAUUGCUCUCUAAAAAGUUGAUUGAGUUCGUGGAGCUCCGGGCCCUCGGCGCAGACGUCAGCAUCGGGUCCGGCGUCGGCUAUGCGCUUGGAAGCUCGUUUUUGGUGCUCGUCAUUGGCUUGCUCUUGAACCACACCUUUCAAAAAUCCAUGCUCACCGGGGCGCAGACCAACGCAGUGUUAGUCAAGGCCAUUUUGGACAAGUCUUUCCGAUUGAACGGCCAGCUGAGGCACGACUACCCGGUGUCCAAAAUCACAUCCAUCAUGAGCACCGACUUGGCGCGGAUCGAUUUUGCCUUGGGUUUCCAGCCGUUCCUCGUCUCGUUUCCUGUGGCCGUGGGCAUCACCAUUGGCAUCUUGUGUGAUAACAUCGGUGCCCCGGCCAUGCGGGCCAACAAAUUCACCGACUCGCGUGUCAACUACAUGAAGGAGGUGUUGUCCAACCUCAAAAUGAUCAAGUUCUACUCGUGGGAAGCGCCGUAUUUCGACCGCAUCACGGAAAACAGAACCGACGAAAUGCACAUCAUCUUCAACAUGCAGAUGGUGCGCAACACCAUUGUAUCGGUUGCCACGUCCUUGACGCUUUUUGCGUCCAUGGCGUCCUUUUUGGUGGUGUAUGCCACCCUGGGCUCCACGCAGUCUCCAGCAGAAAUCUUCUCCUCGGUGUCUCUUUUUAACUCCUUGACGCAGCAGGUGUUCAUGCUUCCUUUGGCCUUGAGCACUGCAGCUGACGCAGCUGUGGGGAUCCAAAGAGUGGCUGGUUUCUUGGCCGCCGAGGAGACAGACACUCUGGCACUAGAAACGGACGUGCGGCCGGAAAUGGUGGAGUAUAUGGACCGCAAAAAGUUGGCUGUCAAGAUCUCCAACGCCACGUUCAAGUGGGACUCGUACCAGAGUGCCGAGCCCGAACUCACGUCAUCUGACUCUGGUACGCUUCACGGCGACAAACUGUCCAAAAGCGGAAAGCACGUGCCGCUUGCCGCGCUGGGAAAGCUGGACGUGUCUUCCAGCUCGUCCUCGGAGGCGCUUGAGGCGACCAUUUUCGACUCCUUGCGCAACAUCGACUUGGAGAUCCGGAAGGGCGAAUUCAUCGCCAUCACAGGCCUUAUCGGCACCGGCAAAUCGUCGCUCUUGAACGCCAUUGCUGGUUUCAUGAGCAGAAAAGACGGUGCCAUCGACACCGUGGGCUCGCUCUUGCUCUGCGGCGCCCCAUGGAUUCAAAAUACCACGGUCAAAGAGAACAUUUUGUUUGGCAGCCCGCUCGACGAGAAGAGGUAUCAAGACGUGGUAUAUGCGUGUUCGCUUGAGAGCGACUUGAAGAUUCUUCCUGCGGGCGAUCAGACCGAGAUUGGCGAAAGGGGAAUCACGUUGUCUGGGGGCCAGAAAGCCAGGAUCAACUUGGCCAGGGCAGUGUACGCAGACAAAGACAUCAUCUUGAUGGAUGACGUGUUGAGUGCUGUGGAUGCCCGUGUCGGAAAGCACAUUGUCAACUCGUGCCUCAUGACUUUGAUGGCCGAAAAAACCAGGAUCUUGGCCACGCACCAGUUGUCGUUGAUUGGCGAUGCCGACCGCAUAGUCUUUUUGAAAGGAGAUGGCACCAUAGAAGUGGGCCUCUUGGACGACUUACAGCUGCGCGUGGCAGAGUUCCGCGAGUUGAUGGCAUUUAACGCCCGGGCAAAGGACGAAGAAGAGGACGAGGAAAAUGUCCCGGAUGGAAAUGCAGAAAAAGAGUUGAUUGCCAAGCAGCUCACGCGCCAGUCCACUGCCGUUGACGAAGAAAAAGUGCGCCAUGACUACGACGCUAAUAAACAUAAUGACGGUCGCUUAAUCAUGGACGAAGCCCGGGCGGUGAACGCCAUUUCAUUCGAUGUUGUUCGGAACUACAUCAAAUAUGGCUCCGGGGUCUUUAAGCACUACUCGAUUGUGCCCUUGCUUGUGCUUCUUACCAUGAUCUCAGUAUUUUGUCAAUUGUUCACCAACACGUGGUUGUCAUUCUGGACGGAGCUCAAAUUCCCCGGCAAGAGCAACGGCUUCUACAUCGGGUUUUACGUGAUGUUCACCAUCUUGGCAUUCGUGUUUAUCACCAUACAAUUCUUGCUCCUCACCUACAUGACUAUCAAGGCAUCGAAGGUCUUGCAUAUCAAGGCCGUCGAGCAGAUCUUGCGUGUGCCCAUGUCAUACAUGGACACAACUCCCAUGGGAAGGAUCAUCAACAGAUUCACCAAGGACACCGACACUUUGGACAACGAAAUCGGUAACCAGUUCCGCAUGGUAGUCAACAUAUUCUCCACCAUUGUUGGUGUGCUCAUUUUAUGUGUCAUCUAUCUUCCCUGGUUCGCCAUUGCCAUUCCGGCCUUAGUUGCGAUUUUCAUAGUGGUUUCCAACUUUUAUCAGGCAUCUGCCAGAGAGGUCAAGCGCUUGGAGGCUGUACAACGAUCUUUAGUCUACAAUAACUUCAACGAGACUUUGGGCGGCAUGGAAACCAUCAAAGCCUACAAAAAGGAAACCAUGUUCAUCGACAAGAACAGUACUCUUAUCAACCGGAUGAACGAGUCAUACUACAUCACCAUUGCCAACCAGCGUUGGUUGGCCAUUCACUUGGAUUUUGUCGCCACCAUUCUUGUGAUCGUGAUAUCCCUCCUCUGUGUGUUCCGUGUGUUCGACAUCAGCGCUUCUUCUGUUGGUUUGCUUUUGUCUUAUGUCUUGCAAAUUGCCGGCCAGUUAUCGCUCUUGGUGAGAAUGUUCACGCAGUUGGAAAAUGAGUUCAACUCAGUGGAAAGGCUUAGUGAAUACGCUUUCAGACUACCGCAGGAAGCGCCUGCGCUCAUUUCAGAGACCACGCCCCAUGAGUCUUGGCCCGAUACAGGUAUGAUCAGGUUCGAAAAUGCCUCUUUGGCUUACAGGCCUGGGUUGCCUCUUGUGUUGAAGAGCUUGAACAUGGACGUGAAGCCACGAGAGAAAAUUGGUGUGUGUGGCAGAACUGGCGCUGGCAAGUCGUCGAUCAUGGCUGCGUUAUACAGGUUGUCCGAGUUGGAGUCUGGCAAGAUUGAAAUUGAUGGGAUUGAUAUAUCACAGCUCGGUCUUCACACCUUGCGCUCGAAAUUGUCGAUCAUUCCCCAAGAUCCUGUGUUGUUCAAGGGUACUAUCCGCAAGAACUUGGACCCGUUUGGCGAGAGUUCUGAGGAAGAAUUGUGGACAGCUUUGACGAGAGCAGGUUUGAUUGAAAGCGGUAAAAUGGCUUUGAUCAAGGCCCAGGCCCAGCUGAGCGACAAUUUGCACAAAUUUCAUUUGGAGAGGGAAGUCGAUCACGAUGGCGCCAACUUUUCUUUAGGAGAAAGACAGCUUAUCUCUUUCGCCAGGGCUCUAGUGAGAGGUUCCAAAAUCUUGAUUUUGGACGAAGCCACGUCCUCUGUGGAUUACGAGACCGACAGCAAGAUUCAAAGUACUAUUGUGCGUGAAUUUGAGGACUGCACAAUUUUGUGUAUUGCCCACCGUUUGAAAACCAUCUUGCACUAUGAUCGAAUUCUUGUGUUGGAUAAGGGUGAGAUCAAGGAGUUUGAUACGCCGUGGAAUUUGUUCACUCUGAAGGACAGCAUCUUUCAGCAGAUGUGCAGCAAGUCAAACAUUGUGGCAGAGGAUUUCUUGGAAAGAGAAUGA
This is a messenger RNA of Metschnikowia bicuspidata var. bicuspidata NRRL YB-4993, 4125 nucleotides long. RefSeq lists its product as uncharacterized. Bases 1 to 4125 code for a protein of 1374 amino acids. NCBI's taxonomy places the organism in Eukaryota, Fungi, Ascomycota, Pichiomycetes, Serinales, Metschnikowiaceae. Gene Ontology annotation, biological process: transmembrane transport. The record is from RefSeq and is a predicted model, not a curated record. Gene Ontology annotation, cellular component: plasma membrane. The transcript is spliced from 2 exons. Gene Ontology annotation, molecular function: ATP hydrolysis activity; ABC-type xenobiotic transporter activity; ATP binding.